Trametes versicolor FP-101664 SS1 is the source of this 1326-nucleotide messenger RNA. RefSeq lists its product as uncharacterized. The record is from RefSeq and is a predicted model, not a curated record. The coding region runs from base 1 to 1326 and encodes 441 amino acids. The transcript is spliced from 2 exons. Lineage: Eukaryota; Fungi; Basidiomycota; Agaricomycetes; Polyporales; Polyporaceae.
AUGCCGCCGCCUCCCAUCCCAGUCGAACUCAUCGAGCAUGCGAUCAGUUUCCUGCGUGGAGAUACCCCCUCGCUCGCUGCUUGCUCCCUCACCUGUCGUGCAUUGCUGCCCAUCUCACGCGUGCAACUUUGGCAUAAGGUCGAGCUUUCUGUGCAGUCUGACGGCUCGUACAGCUUACGCACCGAAGCAUUCAGGAACGUCAUCACAAGCAACCCCGACAUCGCGUCCUACGUGGACUCUCUCGUUUUUCUCCCAGUAGAGCCAUCAAGCAGCCAAAACGUGCCUUCCGAUGGAGAGGCGUUGAUCACGCUCUGUACAAGCCUUCCUGUGCUCCGAUCCCUACGUCUACGCCGCCUGUCAAUUCAGUAUCUCUACGACGUAAUCCCACUUAUUCGCGAUCUGCCCAACCUCGAAUCUCUCUACCUGGACCGUGUUAGCCCUGCAGGGGCGGGCUCGCAAUUGGGAUGGCUUCAACAGUAUGUCCAAACUCCCACUGUAGGACCGGUGGGCGGGCCACCGCCGGUGUGGGGACUACGCAAGCUGUCCAUCACCGGAGGUGCCACAAUACGUAGUGCGGAGGUCACACGGCUGGCGCACUUCUUGGAAUGGGCAAAGGACGCGGAACUUCUGCCAAGGCUGGAGACACUCAACUUUUGCAGUCCCGUGCUUCCCAGCGUAGCUAGAGGUGGUCCCGCCGCACCCGGCAUUCCGUCCUUUGCACCGUCGCUGCGCCACUUUGGGAUCCUGCUCUGCGACCUCGACAGUGUGGGUAUUGUCCCUGAAGGCCGCCAGCAUGUAGAACGCGUCAUGUCGGGUUUACCGCGAUGCAGCGCCCUGCGGUCGUUAUACCUCCGGUACGACUGUCGCUCGGCACAUCUAGGCCACGCGGCCCGCGAACAUGCUGCCGGGACGCCCCAGCCACCUAGUACGCCAACACCCUUCUUCCUCGACCGCCUCGCAGACGUCCUGUCCGCACCUGGCCCAGCGCCGCUGCCGCUCCUCGAAAAGCUUACUCUCAUAUUUGAGAGCCCAGCCGCUUGGCUCGUCGGCUCCGAGACCGUGUUUGCGCGCCUUGCGGAUGCACUCAUCGGGGAUGCUGAAGGGUCGCAGGGCGCACGGGGAGGAGUAGGUCGGGAGAAGAGGUACCCGCGGUUCUCUCACCUGCGUGUGCGGACCUCUUGCCUCCCACUGAUCAAGGUGAUUUUUGGAGAUGCGGGUGUUGAAGAGGAGCGCAAGCGGCAGGAGGCGGAUAGAGUGGGUCUGAUUGUUCCUAUGCUAGCACGCUUCGUGCGGGCGGGCGUGCAUGUCGAGGUUUUAUGCGGUUGA